Molecule: messenger RNA, 3410 nt
Organism: Xyrauchen texanus (razorback sucker)
Lineage: Eukaryota; Metazoa; Chordata; Actinopteri; Cypriniformes; Catostomidae
Product: toll-like receptor 13
Exons: 4
Coding region: 76-2955 (959 amino acids)
Biological process (GO): toll-like receptor signaling pathway; immune response; inflammatory response
Cellular component (GO): membrane
Molecular function (GO): transmembrane signaling receptor activity; protein binding
Source: RefSeq, a predicted model, not a curated record
UGAAGAACGCAAGAAGCAUCUUUGGUGUAAGAAACACAUAUUUGGAUCAUUUUAUGCAUCUUGAGUCCCUCCACAAUGGGUGUGUAUGUGUCUGACUCAACUCGUUUUUCCUUCUGGUGGAGAUUUGUACUAUGUUUGAAAAUCUGCAAUGUCGCAUUUGCUCUUGUAAGAAAACACUGUAUUACUUUGGAGGAACAUCUUCUCAGGGACAUGCCGAGGACACCACACUGUAACUAUUAUCCAGGGAUGGGUCCAUACGCAGACUGCAAUGUUUCAGACCUGCUUUCAGAUCUGUCAGAGGUAGGCCCGGAGGUUAGAUCUCUUUGUAUCAUCGGUGAUAAUACAGGCAUUCCUGCAAAUGCCUUUUCACACUUGCCUUCUUUGGAGAUUCUUCAAAUAGAUGGCAGAAGCCUGGUGAGGGUUCAUUCUGGUGCCUUUUCAGGACUCUCUAAUCUAAACUAUUUGUGGAUGCUUUUCAGUGAUGUAGAUUGUAGGUCUGUUACAAUGGAAGGUCAUGCAUUUGCUGGUUUGACUAAUUUAGAGGAGUUGACACUCAUAGGUGUGGGGUUGGCUAAUGUAUCAAGCAGCAUAUUUGAGCAAUUGAUUAAGUUAAGUCGACUAGACAUUACCAGGACUUGUGAACAGGACCUUAGUAGUAUUUUUUGUUAUCUUCCGGUUGGAAUGUCCCAUCUUAAGGACUUAAAUGUUAUUGACAGUGGAAUUUCAACCAUUGAGAACAAUGGAUGUCCAGAGCGGUCAAAGACCUGGCCUAUGACUGUCCUUGCAGGUAUUCAGAAUCUUAAUCUAAUGGGGAACCGUAUCCAAUUCAUUCAAGCACACUCGCUGGAUGUGUUCCAGAACCUCUCCAGUCUUUUUCUAGAGUUCAGGGGUGAGAGGCUUAGAAGUAUUUGGGAGUCUGGGGUUGGAAAAAUGUAUGAGCUGAGUUUGACAGGGAAUUACUUGGACAUGUACUCCACAAAUUUCAGAGACUUGUGUCAGCUUGUCUCUCGUCUUCAUCUGCAGUCACUCAGCCUCAUUUUAAUAGCAACAGACAGAUUGACUACAGAGGAUUUCAAGGAUUGUGGGGCAGAUUUGAGAACAUUAGCCAUCAGCAGAUCAAAGGUAGAGCAUAUAGACUUCAGCUUCUGGACAGAAAAAACUGGGAUACAGGCACUGCAAAUGUCCCAUAUGAUGUUGAUUGAAGCUCCAUUCUGUGUUAAUGUUAAUGAAACUGUGUGGCCCAUAACAGCACUUGACCUCACAGAAAACUUAAUUACAGAUCUCAAAGGAGACCAGUUUGCUUGUAUGCCUCUUCUCGAGCAGCUUUUUCUCAGCAAUAAUGCCAUACAAAAACUGAUGCCUCAUGCAUUUCGUGGUUUGCUUCACUUGAAAACCCUCAAGCUUGACUCAAACAAGAUCUCAUAUCUUGGUGCAAAAGAUUUCAAAUCACUCCGAACUUUGGAGGUCCUGCUUAUCAAUGAUAACAUUAUUGAAACUAUUGAGGAUAGAACAUUUAAGGACCAGGUUGAGCUUCGAGAACUGACAUUGGGCAAAUUGGAAUAUGUUUAUGAGCUACAUAUAAAUAGGAUUUUCUAUGGAUUUCCAAAAAAUAUGCAGCGGUUGCAUAUUGAUGCACAUUAUGGAACUAAUCUUUACAUGGGCCAAACAGUACGGCCCAAUGGAACAUUUAAUUUGGAGCUAAAUGGAGACCGAUUGGAUUGUUCAGACUGUAAUAAUCCCAUUUUUAAAGCUGUUCGAGAGCUGAAAGUAAAAUGCAGAUAUUUCAUAUGUAAAUCUGACUUCUUGGCACCAUAUUUCCCCAACCUAGAAUCCUUUGAGUUCUCAGGAGACUCUGAAAGAGUGACUACCAGUUACACAGAAAUUAACACUCUGCACAAUCUAAAGCGUCUCAAGCUCAUCAACCUCAACUUCUUAAACCAUACAGAUGUUGGAAGAAUCUUCUGGAACCUAACACAACUCCAAACCCUUGUAGUGGUAAACUGCCAUCUCAGCUUCCUGACAAAAAGCAUGUUUAAAGACCUGAAGUCUCUGCAGCUGUUGCGUCUCUACAGUGACAGCCCUUUAUUCUUGACUGAUGGGAUGUUUGAUGUUUUGCCUGCGCUAACAGCCUUUGUUCUAGACAAAGUGGACUUCCAGUGUGAUUGUAAGAAUGGCUGGAUUUUUGAUUGGGCAGAAAGCACCACAGAAGUGCAAGUAAUCUACAUUCAGAAGCAGCAAUGUGUCUGGCACUACCACAAAUACAACUUUUUGGAAACCAUGGAAAAGCUGUGUCAGACUGACACACAGUUCUUGUGCUAUCUAGGCACAGCUGUCAGCAUUUAUCUGCUGUUGUCAGUGGCAGUUGGAUAUCACUUUUUUCGCUGGCCUUCUGUGGUCCUAUUCUUCCGCCUGAGAGGAUGGUUGGAGAGGAGGUUUGGUCGGCAAUGGCACAGAAGGAGAAGAAGAUUUGAGGGGGUGGAUGGAGAGAUGGAGGAAGUGAAGUAUGAUGCCUUCGUGUCAUUCUGUUGCCGUGAUGAAGCCUGGGUCCUGAGGGAGAUGGCUCCAAGGUUGGAGGAACAAGGUCACCCUAGACUGAGGCUAUGUCUGCACAACAGAGACUUUGAGGUGGGGAAAAGUAUAGUGGACAACAUUGCAGAGAGCAUCUACAGCAGCCAGUGCACAGUUUGUUUGAUAAGUCGCUGGUAUCUACGUAGUGACUGGUGCAGUCUGGAGAUGCGAUUAGCCACCCACUGGCUGCUGGAAGAUCAGAAACACCGUCUCAUCCUCAUCUUCCUUGAACACAUCUCUCCCUUUGAGCUCUCUGCUUUCCAUCGUUUGGCCAAAAUGAUGAGAUCCCGUACAUAUCUGGACUGGCCAGAGGACAGAGGGGAUAGAGUGCACUUCUGGGAUCGUCUAAGAAGGAACAUUGUAGAGGAAGACGAGGAUGCUUCUUGAGACUACGGAGUGCCCACCUGCGACCUUCCACAAACCCUUGAAUGAAUAAGGACAACAUCAUGUUGUCAUGGUGCAGUGUUAAAAUAAAUCCAUUAUACAUUUAUAAAAUGUGUAUUGAUACUGUACAUUAACCUGUUCAUUUAAAGCUUAUUAUCUAUCUAAAAAAAACCUAUCUUUUUUAUUUUCAUUUCUGUAUGAUUGUCAUCUUCACUUAAUUGUUAAACUGAUAUUAUUGCUCUCAUCAAUGUUCCUGCACAUAAUUUGUGCAACAGAAAAUAGCUUUCAAUUUAUUUGAUUUUUUAUGACAGAUGAUGUUAACCAGAAGAUGUUUUCCUAAAGAUUCUGGGCCUUGACUGUCUAGGACAAAAGACUCUCAGAAAAUGGAGGAAAUGAGAUACUCUAGAAAGAGAAGGAGAGGUGUAGAGGGGGAGGGAUAUACAUGUAUGUAUGUUUGA